Messenger RNA from Fraxinus pennsylvanica, 345 nucleotides. The record is from the annotation of a GenBank genome assembly. NCBI's taxonomy places the organism in Eukaryota, Viridiplantae, Streptophyta, Magnoliopsida, Lamiales, Oleaceae.
AUGGAGAGUUCUACUACAUAUCAUGCACAAGGCGGGGCAUCUCGGCCAUUCCUCGGCUUCCCUCUCGGCACAGCUCUUCUCUUGAUUAUCGUUUUUAGCUUGAGUGGCAUAUUCUCCUGCUGCUAUCACUGGGAAAAACUUCGCUCCUUUCGACGAUCUUUCUCCAAUCUCCAGGCUGAUGAUGAUCAAGGCCCUUCCAAGCCUAAAAUUUUAGUUUCUAAGCAAGAGUUUUUUCAGAGUUCAAUGGAGCAGCAGAAGGAGAGCUUGCCAGUUUUGAUGCCUGGUGAUAAUUAUCCCAAGUUCAUAGCAUUACCCUGUCCAUGUCGGCCUCCGGCACAAGAUUGA